AACCACAAUGCGCAUUCAGCUUGUGCCGAUGACUCUGCAAGUCUCGUCUCUGCCCGUCUCUGCUGAUAAGUCAUUUUAAAGUUGGAUUUAAUUCUCAAAAUGCCUCAGUUCAUUUCUUGCUGGACGGUACUGGUGAUCCUUGCCAUUUCUGGUCUUCCCUGUCAGGCCGACAUACAAAUUGCCGGUAUUUUGGACGGUACAGUCAUCUUACCUCCUUGUGUGAUUGAUGAGGUACCAAAAAGAAUCACUUGGUCCAUCUUCAACAAUGUUACCUACAUUGCUACAUUAAUAUCUGGAUCAACUAAAGUAGAUAUGAGGAGAGACUUCAAAGACAGGCUUGUUCUGGACGCCAGCAAGGGAUCACUUAAGAUAAAAAACCUGCAGCUGACAGAUAGCAUGAGCUACAAAGUGAAUAUAAUCAACAGCACAAAACAAUGCAAUGAGGUAGUGAAUCUACAAAUUAUUGAACGUGUUCAAAUUCAAAAGACUGCUGAGUACGGAGAGUGCCGAUUCACUUUGAAAUGUUUAGUUCCAAACCACUCACAUUUUAAUUACGUUUGGAAUCUUGCUGACGACUCCAGUGUAAGCGGACCCAUACUGAAGGUGGAUAUUCCUUUCAACACAACACGGUCCUUCACCUGUGUGGCUUCCAACAACAUAACCACAUCAACAGCUACUGUGACAGAGCACUGUAGCAAUACAGCAAAUGUGGACAGAAAUAGAAGUCUUUAUUUCGCCUCCACCUUUGGACUUUUAAUAUACUUUGUGAGCUUCUAGAAAUCUACUAGGCUGAUUUUCUACUGAUUUUCAAAAAGGACGAUCAAAUCACAAUGCUGUUUUUUUUUUUGAUAAAUAAUGAACAUUAGAACAACAGAUCUGAAGUUUCAUCUGAAGCGACUGAAGAAAUUGAAAGAAGUCAAAUCUAGACCUUUGGUAUUGUGUUACAAAUAUGGACCAUUAGGAGAAAGAUUCAUUAAAAUCUUGCGUUGCUGUUAGGGAUUCAUUUUUUUAUAUUAUUUGCGAACAGCUAAAUCUUGAUUCUCAAAAUAAAUCUUGUAUAACAAUAUAUAUAUAAAAUAAAAAUAAAAAUUUAAAAAAACGCUUUUAUCCGAAAAGUCAAAUUAAUAAUUCUGCGAAUCUCAUUGUCUUGCAUGUUUUAUUAUUUGCUACAUAAAUAUUCUUAUCAAUCAUGAAAUGUAUACGAAGCAAGUCAAGUGUGCAGAAUUGCCAGAGAGCUUAGGGGUGAAUGAAAAAAGCAAAUCUGUGGAUAAAGGAUUUGCACUCUUCCACAGAUUCCUCGUAUUCUGCAGCUGCUUCGUCAUCAUAAUUUUCAUAUAAACAGACAGCUAUUAAAGUGAUCUGAAAUAUACAACCAUAGCGGUUUGGAUUUAGUUUUGUUAAAAUAUCAGAUGUUUGUUUGGUCUCCUUCAAAACGAGUUCAUUAAAACAUAAGUUAAAGAUUUGAAAAUGUGUCCUGAUAAAAAAUAAAAAAAACGCUUGAUAUAUCAUAUUUAAACUACUUAACCCACAAAUUGCUUGAUGUGAUUAUGUUGACUUGAUUUUGAUAAGCCGUUUUUAAUACAGACACUUAACACAUAAGAUGCUCCACGGAACACUCAGAGCAGAAGUUCUGCAGAACUCCCCCAGUAAUGUUGUUGAAGCUGACACCCUGGGAUCCUUCAAGAAGCUGCUUGAUGAGAUUCUGGGAUCAAUAAGCUACUAACAACCAAACGAGCAAGAUGGGCUGAAUGUCCUCCUCUCGUUUGGAAACUUUCUUAUGUUCUUCUGUUCUUUGAUCUAGUGGAAUUCUAUGCAGUAUUUGUUGUCCAUUAUCUAAAAAGUGGCUUUCACAAUCAUUCAUUGUACAUUUUUCCAACAUGCUUAACUGAAGUUUUUAGCUGUUAUAUUAUUUUUAUAUACAUUUUUGUAACUUUUAACGAGUUUCCAAAUAUCAAUAAAAAUUUACAUUGAUUCAUA
This is a messenger RNA of Acipenser ruthenus (sterlet), 1977 nucleotides long. RefSeq lists its product as uncharacterized. NCBI's taxonomy places the organism in Eukaryota, Metazoa, Chordata, Actinopteri, Acipenseriformes, Acipenseridae. Bases 100 to 777 code for a protein of 225 amino acids. The record is from RefSeq and is a predicted model, not a curated record. The transcript has 4 exons.